AUGAGAAAAAGAAAUAACUUAGUAAAGAAAGAAUUUAGGGAGAAUUACAAAAAGUACAUUGAAGAUUUGAAGAAGAGAUCUAAAGAAUUUUCCGAGCCAGUAUCUGAGAAGUUUAGUGACCUUCCUCUUUCAAAGGAAACUCUUAGAGGUCUUAGAGAUAAUGGCUACGUUACCAUGACAGAGAUACAAAGAAAAGCUAUUUUCUUGGCCUUAAAGGGGAGAGAUAUCUUAGGCGCCGCAAAAACAGGCUCAGGAAAAACUCUUUGCUUUUUAAUUCCUAUUUUGGAAGAUCUUUUAAAGCAUUACUGGUCCCCUAUAUUUGGUUUAGGCGCACUUGUAAUAACACCUACUCGCGAACUUGCUUAUCAAAUUUUUGAAGUUCUAAGAAAGAUAGGGAAACAGCACCACUUUUCUGCUGGAUUAGUGAUUGGAGGAAAGGAUUUAUCUGCAGAACAGCAGCUUAUUUCGAGGAUGUGUAUACUGAUUUGCACUCCGGGGAGACUGCUUCAACACAUGGACGAAACUGAGCUUUUUGAGCUUAAAGAGCUUCGUAUACUUGUUCUAGAUGAAGCCGAUCGAAUUUUAGAUUUGGGGUUUGAAAAAACGGUCAACGCUAUUAUAGCAACACUCCCUAAGCGGCGUCAGACGCUUCUCUUUUCUGCCACGCAAACCAAAUCCGUCAAAGACUUGGCCCGUUUGAGUCUUCAAGAUGCGGAGUACGUUGCUGUAUACGAGCAGCCACAAGUGCUUACUCCUAGCAAGUUGACUCAGAACUACAUCUUCUGCGAACUCUCUUCAAAAUUGAAAAUUCUUUAUUCUUUUCUCCGUUCUCAUACCCGAAUGAAGCUUCUUGUUUUUGUUUCCAGUUGCAAGCAAGUUCGCUUUAUAUACGAGGCUUUCAGACGACUGCGCUGUGGACUGCCACUGUUGGAGCUCCAUGGAAAGCAAAAGCAACCCAAACGGAUGAGUAUCUACGAUGAAUUCUGCAGGAGGCGUUUUGCCUGCCUUAUCGCUACAGACAUUGCCGCGCGCGGCUUGGACUUUCCCUCUAUUCAUUGGGUUCUUCAAGUGGACUGUCCGGAAGACGCCAACACCUACAUUCAUCGCGUUGGUAGAACGGCUCGUUACGAAAGUGGUGGCAAUGCUCUCCUCUUUCUUCUUCCCAGCGAAAAGGCUUUUUUAAAACUUCUGCAGGAAAAAAAAGUUCCCAUCUCUGAACUGCAGCUCAAUCCCCGAAAAAUAAAGUCGAUUACGGCGAACCUCGCAGCUCUUUGCGCCGAACAUCCCGACAUCAAAUACUUAGCCCAGAAGUACUUCGUCUCAUACAUUCGUUCCGUUUUUCUUCAAGCAAACAAAAAAGUUUUCGAUGUUUCUUCAUUGUCGCUGGACGAGUUUUCGGUUUCUUUGGGGUUAUCGCAACCCCCGAAAGUUCGUUGCGUAAAGCAAGUCAAAGAUGGAAAGAAUAAAUGCAGGCAAGCCUCUCAACCAGACACCACCACUCCUACUGCGGAGAAAGUUGGUCUCAACGAGGAAAUAGAAGACGAUUUAUUUGUAGUGAAAGCGAGCGCAGAGAAUGCCUUUCCUCCACUUACAGAGGAGGAAAUACGCCAGAUAACCAAUGGUAAAGAUGGAUUUCUUACUCGUAAGAAGGCUUCCAAGUUUAUUGGCUUUGGCUCGUCCAUCAAGUUCGACGCUGAAGAGGAGGACGCUGGCGGGAUCAAUUUAAGUAAGCAACUCCAGAUCAUGACCGAGCGGGACAAAGAUGAUAAAGAAAAGCAGCGCGAGGCGGUGAAAAGAAAACAUCGAGAGAAGAGGCAAAAGCUUCGAGAGCAAAGGAGGCGACUCGGUUCGCUGCACUCGCCUCAAGCUGUGCUGCUCAGCGAGGGUCUCUCCAGGGGUGGCUCACCGUGUUCGGAUGCGGAGAUUGACAAUCACAAAAAAACCUCGUUAGAAGAGGACGAAACUCUGGCCCUCUCGCUCCUGCAGGGCGAAUAAAUCUUAUUAUUACUAAAUACAAAUAAGUUAGCG
This is a messenger RNA of Zophobas morio, 2028 nucleotides long. Its product is annotated as probable ATP-dependent RNA helicase DDX10. The transcript has 15 exons. NCBI's taxonomy places the organism in Eukaryota, Metazoa, Arthropoda, Insecta, Coleoptera, Tenebrionidae. Bases 1 to 1995 code for a protein of 664 amino acids. Gene Ontology annotation, biological process: rRNA processing. Gene Ontology annotation, molecular function: nucleic acid binding; ATP binding; RNA helicase activity. Gene Ontology annotation, cellular component: nucleus. The record is from RefSeq and is a predicted model, not a curated record.